GUGCCCAGCGGCCGCGGGGGUUGCCGGGAGCCUGUGGAGCCCAGUCGCCCGCCAUGCUGCUCUUCUGCCCUGGUUGCGGGAAUGGGCUAAUCGUGGAAGAGGGACAGCGCUGCCACCGCUUCGCCUGCAACACCUGCCCCUACGUGCACAACAUCACCCGCAAGGUCACGAAUCGGAAGUACCCAAAGCUGAAAGAAGUGGAUGAUGUGCUUGGUGGAGCAGCUGCCUGGGAGAACGUUGACUCCACCGCAGAGCCCUGCCCUAAAUGCGAGCAUCCCCGGGCCUAUUUCAUGCAGCUUCAGACCCGCUCCGCAGACGAGCCCAUGACCACUUUCUACAAAUGCUGCAAUGCUCAGUGUGGACACCGCUGGAGGGACUAGGCCAGGCUGGCCCAGCUGUGGCGGGUCCGCUCACCUUGUGGAUCACCAGGGUGGACGCCCAGGCAGGACUGUGCACUGUCGUCCUGAGUUUUUGCUGGUGUGGCAGAAAGGUGACCCCAUUCCGGCAGCUGCCCAGGAGGCCUGCGCAGGAGCCCGUCUGCCAGUCAGCGGCUGAGCUCAUUUCUGUCCAGGGAGAUUUCGUGUGGGGGGAGGGUCUCCAUAACCACGUUCACUCUCGUCCUCCUUUAUCUUUCACGUGAGCUGGGGAAUUGAUGGUCUCUCGUCGGCAGCUCUCUGAGCUGUGUACCCUUUUUGCACACUUGUGAAAAUAGAAUUUCAUAAUUUAGUACACUAGAUAUCCCUAAGUACUUAACUAUUAAUUGUAAACUGAUCAAAGUAAAUUUUGAAUAUUUAAUUAAAGUGGAAAGUGGAA
This is a messenger RNA of Suricata suricatta (meerkat), 813 nucleotides long. RefSeq names its product RNA polymerase III subunit K (gene POLR3K). Gene Ontology annotation, cellular component: RNA polymerase III complex. Gene Ontology annotation, molecular function: zinc ion binding; nucleic acid binding; DNA-directed RNA polymerase activity. The coding region runs from base 54 to 380 and encodes 108 amino acids. The record is from RefSeq and is a predicted model, not a curated record. NCBI's taxonomy places the organism in Eukaryota, Metazoa, Chordata, Mammalia, Carnivora, Herpestidae. The transcript has 3 exons. Gene Ontology annotation, biological process: termination of RNA polymerase III transcription; DNA-templated transcription.